Molecule: messenger RNA, 930 nt
Organism: Lotus japonicus
Lineage: Eukaryota; Viridiplantae; Streptophyta; Magnoliopsida; Fabales; Fabaceae
Exons: 2
Coding region: 1-930 (309 amino acids)
Source: RefSeq, a predicted model, not a curated record
AUGACCCAUGAUUCUGGCAAGAAGAAGAAGGAAAGUUCAAAGAUCAUCACCCUAGAACACAAUGUAAAGAUUGUGGGUGCCACUGCAUCUUCUUCAAAUCCCUCUGGGGUUUCCCAUAAAGCUGCAAGUGCUACCCAUGCUCCAACUGGGUCAGCCAAACCCCGAAGAAGAAGCCUUCAUGUCAAGCAUGUGGCUCCUAAGAGAGGACCCAGUAAGAAUUUGGGGACACAAAAUAUUUCAGCAGAUGAGGAUGAUCAAAAUCCCAAUCUUCCAGAAGCUGUGAAUCAAGAAGAUAAUGAAGCUCUUGAGAAACUUGCAAAUGUAGCUACAGCUGCAAAUGUUGCACCAGAUGUUGAACUGACACAUCAAUCCUCUCCCUCUGGUUCUAGUGUCAAGUCUCAUGCUUCGAGUCAAAAGGAGCACGAUGAGAAUGAAACCUCUGCACAUGAAGUUUCUUCCUCUGAGGAGGUUCCUGUUCAGGAAACCCCUACUUUAUCCACCAAAAAGGGUAAGGAAAAGAAGGUGAUUGCAUCUGCUGAUGAAGACUCUGAUGGAGAAUUGGUCAUCAAAAAGGCCCAUGUUCCUGUUAGUGAUGUCAAGAAGAAGGUUGCAGACAUAACGAAGCAGAAGAACGAAGGAUCUGCUGCUAAGACACCAAAGACUUCCAGAAGUUCUCAUAUUCCAAAAUCUGGGAAGGAGAUAAAGAAAUACAAGAAGUCAGAACCUUCUACUGGAAAGAAAAGAAGACAUGUGUCUGAUCCUGACUCCGAGGUCGAUGUCGAGCCAGAUGUCCCAGACAUCUCUGUAAGAUCAAACUCUGCUCAGAGAUGGAAAUAUGUGGUUCAAAGGAGGCUUGCUAUUGAAAGGGAACUACAUGAAGAUGCCUUGGAACUCCAGGAAAUCAUAGAGGUUAUCUCUGCUGCUGGUUGA